AUGGUGCUGGAGAUUGUGGCGGUGAGUGCGUCGAUGGCGCUGCUGAGCGCUGCGCUGGCGCUGUGCGCACGCCGACCCAAGUCCGAGCCAUCGGCAUCAAAGGCACAGACCGAUCCUCGGCAACCGACUGCCGUGACCGCACACUCAACCUAUGCCGAAUGGCAAGUGGGGCAGCCAGCCCCCGCAGGCGCGCAAUCUUCGUAUGCUCAAUGGCAAGUAGAGCAAGCUGACAGCGACAGCGACGAUGAGAGCGUUGCCGUCAAGGACUACGAGAAGUUUGUGCAAAACUCGAGCAUGUUCGACUCGCUUCGGACCGUCAAUUCGUCGGAGAUUGACUACGAGGAUGUGAUUGCCGACUGCUUUCCCGAUCUGGAGGCUGGUGUUCAAGGUGAUUAUGACAACACGACAAAGAUGGAACGGGUCCUUUACAGUGAGCCGGACCCCGCUCCUGCAGCCACGCCGGUGGCAAGCGUGCGCCGCAAAGAGGAUGGAAAAGAGGAGGAUGAUAGUGGAGAUGAUUUUGAAGACAUUGACCAAGUCGUUGGAUCCGGUUCCGCCCGGCCCCGCGCUGCCACGGCCUCGUUUGGCACUCCAUCGGAGCAGCUUGAAUAUCGGUCGAGGGCAACAACGGACGCCGUGCGCUCGCCCAGCAGCCCUUUGGCCAAAUCACAGACGGCGGCCAUUCCAAAGUUUAUCCCGGGUACUGCUGCGGCGCAAGCGCGCCCAAAGAGGACUGCACAGACAGCAAGGACACCUCGGCUGCCUAUGACGGCUAUCGAAGCGCUCGUGCAAGCGGCACUGGUCCACGAAACCAUCAACAGGGCCGUUGCCAACAGUAUCUUGUUCCAUGCGAUCCCUGGAGCCUUUCUCUUGCGGCGCAAGGAAGAUCCCAAGGGUUACUGGGAGACUGCGCUGGUCAUGUCCAUUCGCACCAAAGAGCCAGAGUCACACCUGCAUCUCAUGUUAACGCGGGAGCACGGUUCAUCUGAUUUUCAUCUUGGUGAUUGUCUCCUCCCUGGUUGUGCGUCUGUGCUGGAUGUACUUCGCGCCGUGCGCCCUGGAGGAUUGCAUAGCAAAGCCAUGACGAGCCCCAUUACGCCAGCCGGCGCCGUGAAUGCUAUGCGCAAUCUGCCAAGGUUGCCGCACAACGUGCACAAUGUGGCGCUGCACGCAGGCAUUGGGGAACCACGAAAGCAAUGA
Messenger RNA from Monosiga brevicollis MX1, 1200 nucleotides. RefSeq lists its product as uncharacterized. The coding region runs from base 1 to 1200 and encodes 399 amino acids. NCBI's taxonomy places the organism in Eukaryota, Choanoflagellata, Craspedida, Salpingoecidae. The transcript has 2 exons. The record is from RefSeq and is a predicted model, not a curated record.